This is a messenger RNA of Chrysoperla carnea, 1908 nucleotides long. RefSeq names its product probable G-protein coupled receptor Mth-like 5 (gene mthl5). Bases 366 to 1847 code for a protein of 493 amino acids. The record is from RefSeq and is a predicted model, not a curated record. NCBI's taxonomy places the organism in Eukaryota, Metazoa, Arthropoda, Insecta, Neuroptera, Chrysopidae. Gene Ontology annotation, cellular component: membrane. Gene Ontology annotation, biological process: cell surface receptor signaling pathway. The transcript has 6 exons. Gene Ontology annotation, molecular function: transmembrane signaling receptor activity.
UGACUUUUUUUAAAAAUUCUUUUUUAUUUUACUUUAAAAGUGUAAUCCAUCAAUAAGCAAUCUAAUAGAAAAAGAUCGAAAGGUGUGCAAUUUGUAAAAAGGUGAAUAAGGACAGACAAUCCCCUUUCAUAAUAGGUAACAACAUAAAAUAAACAAGCCAUAUUAAUUCUGUUUGAAAUAACACUGGAAGAGUAGUCUCUCAUCUAAAUCAACUCUAAACCAUGUCUUGAAAACUAAACUCUCUAUAAAUAAAGUGUUUUUUAUUAGUCAGCACAUUUUAAUUUUAAAAAAAUGCAUUUAAUGACAUUCAUAAAUUAAUUUGUUACAUAAAAAUAUUAAAUAAUUUUCAAAAAAAUCAAAACAAAAUGUGUUCGAAAACUAUUAAUUUAAAAACGUCAAUGACCUUGAGUAUGGUGGUUAUGUUUAUAUAUUGCGUUUGCGCAAUCCAAACAGAAACAAUAUACGGAAGUCAGAUUCACACUACAAGCGGUAAAAAAGUUAUACGUGUAAAUAAAUGUUGUGAAGAAUAUGAAAUAUUAGUGGGAUCACGUUGUACGCAUGUAAAUGAAACGGAUUCAACUGUUUGGAAGCCGAUAUUUACAAGUCCAGAUGGUCGGGUGGAUAAUGUACAAAUUGAACCAGAUGCAAUUAUAAAAUUAGCAAUUGGUUUACCGAUUUGUAGUACGACACAACAGUGGCAAGUUUAUCAUUAUGAUAACAGUAUUGAUCGUUUGUUAUUGUUGCCGAGUGGUACGCUACGACAUUUUAUACAUCAUGAUACACCUGAGGAUGUUGAAGCGGAACCAAUUGAGGGUAAAGAAUCCCGAUAUCAUGAUUAUGAGACUGGACAGUAUUGUUUAGACAAGAGACUUGAUCAAAAUGGUACAUUAGUUUCACAGUUUGCAUUAAUAUGCACUCCAGAAAUAUUAACAUCAUGGACGGAUGUGGAUUUCUUAAUACGAAAAGUAAUAAAUCCAAUAUUUCAUGUAAUUGCCCUUAUAUGUUAUUUAUUUGUGGCUAUUGUAUAUUUUGUAAUACCAACAUUAAGGGAUUUAACUGGCAACAUUGUUACAACAAUAUCAGUAUGUUUUAUUGUUAGUACAGUGGCGGAUGUAAUACGAAUUUUUACGGAAUUAAAAAAUCAUUUUAGUUUUUUGACUGCAGAUAUAUUUGUGUAUUUCAGCUUACUAGGCGCAUUUUUCUGGCUAAACAGCCUGGGAUUUUAUAUAUGGAAAAUGUUCAAGUCCAGAAAUGUAUUUUUACGUGUAACAGAUGGACGUAAAUAUUGUCAUUAUUCAUUCUAUACAUGGGGUAGUACAUUAACGCUCGCUGCAGUUGCAUUAUUUGCUCAUUUUAUGUUUAAUGAUCCCAAAGCUCCAACUAUAUCUAUUCUUCACGGGCAAGAAACAAUUGGUUGGUUGGGUAUGGCGGUUUUCUUCUCACCGAUUGCGUGUAUUAUACUUGUAAAUAUACUUUUCUACGUUUCAACACAAAAUAUUAUAAAUAAAAUGCAAACAUAUGGAAGAAUUCAUCAUAAAUUGCGUCAUAAUUUUCGAAUGUUCUGUUUAUUAUUCAUCAUCAUGACAGUAUCCUGGUUGUUCCUAUUAAUGUCAUGGUUAAAAUUUGAUCCAUUAUUUUACUCGUAUGUGAUAGUGAAUUCAUUACAAGCUCCAUUAAUUUUAUAUGUAACUGUAUUUGACCAAAAACAUGUAUUUUAUUUAUUACGAAAAUCAUGUUGUUAUGCUGAUUGUAUAUGUCCAUGUUGCCGUCCUGAACCAGAGUGUACAACAUCACCAGGUGGUGAUUGGGGUGAUGAAAUGCAAGCUAUGGAUAGUGGUAUUUAUUAAAAAGAAAGAAAAGGAAAUUCAAGACUGAGAGAGAUGAGAUUAUAAAUUAUAAAAGAUUAAU